ACCAAAACCAAAAGAAAUCAGUCCUAGAUUUGGCUCCCCUCUUCUCCCCUUCUUCACCUAGCAGAUUUUUCCGUACCUCAACGCAACGCCCUUUCUCCGUCUUCAGUGCAUCCCAAAAAGGUUCCACUGGACUGUGCUUUUUCCUCGUCGCAUCCGGUUUUGCCUUUGGUAGACUCCUUGACUUCCUGAACAGCUAUGAUUUACACAGCAAUUGACACAUUUUACCUAACGGAUGAGCAGCUUAUGAACUCACCUUCUCGUAGAGAUGGAAUAGAUGAAGCCACUGAGACUACCCUUCAAAUCUAUGGGUGUGAUCUUAUUCAAGAAAGCGGAAUUUUGUUGAAACUACCUCAAGCUGUUAUGGCCACAGGUCAAGUGCUGUUCCACCGUUUUUACGGCAAGAAGUCAUUUGCUCGCUUUAAUGUCAAGAGGGUUGCUGCAAGUUGUGUGUGGCUUGCCUCAAAACUUGAAGAAUGUCCUAGAAAAGCGAGGCAGGUCCUCAUUGUUUUCCACAGGCUGGAAUGUCGGAGGGAGAACUUACCCAUAGAGCAUUUGGAUACUUCAUCAAAGAAAUAUCUUGAUCUGAGGGCAGAUUUGAUUCGUGCAGAAAGGCAUCUUCUGAAAGAAAUGGGUUUCAUCUGCCAUGUUGAACACCCUCAUAAAUUUAUAUCAAAUUAUAUUGCAACUCUUGAAAUGCCUGAUGAAUUGAGACAGGAAGCAUGGAAUCUUGCAAAUGACAGUUUGCGCACUACAUUGUGUGUUAGAUUUAAGAGUGAGGUUGUGGCCUGUGGAGUUGUAUAUGCUGCAGCCCGUAGAUUUCAAGUUCCACUGCCCGAGAAUCCUCCAUGGUGGAAAGCAUUUGAUGCAGACAAGGCCGGGAUCGAUGAAGUUUGCCGCGUUCUGGCCCAUCUUUACAAUCUUCCGAAGGCCCAAUAUAUUCCUGUAUGCAAGGAAGGCGGUUCAUUUUCAACAUCAAAUAGAUCAUUGGGUUCUCCCGCUCAGACAAUGUCUAAGGAAGUGCCAUCAAAUGGCCUGUCACGGAAUGAUGACAUCAGCAGUAGUCCAAAGGGGCCUUCUUCUUUUGCAGUGAUGGGUCAGGAAGUGGGUAAAGAUGUGGCAAAUAGGGCCCCUCAUGAUAAGACAAAGAGUGAGGAAGAAUCUAAAAGUUUGGCUUCGGAAGGAGAAACAAGGGAAGAACCUGUUUCCAAAUCAAUAACAACACGUAAAACAGAAGCCGGAGAAAAGGACAAGAACCAUGAUAGGGAUAAAGAAAGGGAGAGGAAGAAGGAAAGGUCAAAGUCAUGGGACCGUGACAGGGGAAGGGAAAGGGAGCGUGAAGAUAUGUCUGAAAGGGAAAGGGAUCGAGCCAAGGGGAGGAGUUAUCACUCAAGAGACAAAGGCCUCCCGGAGAAGUCAAAACGCCACUCUUCUGGAGAUCGGGACUACCAUAGUUCCUCUUAUUCAUCAAGGGACAAAGAGCGACGUAGAAAUCACUAAUGCAGAAUCAUGAACAGGAAGAUUAAUUGAUGGCGGUGGGAAAAACUUCUCAGAUUGUCCUUUUUCCGUUGUGCUGAAUGCUUGAUUUUGUAAUUGCACUCCCUCAUCUACAAAUGAGAAAAGCACUAUAUUUGCGUAUUUGGCCAAGGCGUCAGAGGUUUUUCUAAAGAGCAACAUACCUGGAUAUGACUAAAAACAUGGCGAUCUUUCUUGGAGAAAGUGGUGUGUUAUGUUUUAGCAUUAUCUAGGAAAACUGUUUCUCAAACAAGUGUAUAUAUUUCUUAAUACACUGCUCAUCGGUUUUGUGUUCUUGUAUCUUUUUUGCGCUGAACUAAAGAUAUUCAUUUGUUAGACUUUGUGAUGCCUCUAAAUGGGUAAAUACAAGAUUUGAUAAACAUGUGUUGCUAGCAAAAAAAACUAUCAAUAAUUGACUUGUAGCUAUAAAAGUCAUUAAUUAAAG
This is a messenger RNA of Cuscuta epithymum, 1957 nucleotides long. The record is from the annotation of a GenBank genome assembly. NCBI's taxonomy places the organism in Eukaryota, Viridiplantae, Streptophyta, Magnoliopsida, Solanales, Convolvulaceae.